AUGCAUUGUCUUAGUUGGAAUGCGUUGUGCAAGGCCAAGGAUAAUGGCGGUCUUGGGUUCAGAGAUUUUAAACUGUUUAAUUCUGCUUUAGUAGCCAAAAAUUGGUGGCGCAUCAAAUCGAACCCUGAAUCCCUUCUAGGGAAGGUCUAUAGAGCGGUUUAUUUUCCGCGUGGCACGAUUCAUGUGGCUAAUCGGGGUUAUCGCCCGAGUUAUGCUUGGUCUAGCAUCAUCCGUUCUUGUGAGAUUUUUGCAAAAGGGGGUAUGUGGAACAUAGGUAAUGGUAAAAAUGUUAUGGCUUGGUCAGACAAGUGGGUUCCAGGAAUGGAUACUUUGGUAUAUAGUAUGGAGCUUGCUCAACAAUUUGGAGUCUCUUUUGUGUCUGAUCUUAUGCAGCUAGGCUUGCUGACAUGGAAUAGAGAGCUGAUCAAUUUCAUUUGUUGUCCGCCGUUGGCGCGUGCGAUUUUGGCAAUCCCAUUGCCUCUUGUUCCUCGUGACGAUGUUCUGUAUUGGCCUUUCUCUCCAGAUGGUCACUACUCAACAAAGUCAGGGUACCAAUUCCUUCGCCAAGGUGCUGAAGCUGCUGUUGCGUCUUCUUCUCAGAUUCCCUCUCUUCCGCGUGCGGAUUGGAGGAAGCUUUGGAAAGCUGAUGCACUUCCUCGAUGCCGUGAAACGGGGUGGAGGGCAUGCCUUGAUGUCCUUCCGGUGAGGGCUUCCCUUCAUGCGCGCGGUUUGGCCCCCGACCCGACAUGCCCACGGUGUCUGGCAGCUCCGGAAACAGCCCAUCAUGCGCUGCUGUUUUGUCCGACGGUGCGACCAAUCUGGUUUGCUAGCUCCCUUGGUUUUCGCCUAGCUCAUGAGUGUCGUGUGCACGAAUUUGUUUAUGAUUUUAUGCAGGUUGCAGAUGAGUCCAGCCUUGGUGUCUUUCUUACCCUGCUGUAUGCAAUUUGGAGUGCCCGAAAUGAGCUAUGUUUCAAGGACAAGGCAUCCACUUUGGAGCAGAUUCUGAAUCAUGCAUCAUCACUCUCACCGCUGCCACCGUUGGAGGUUCCUAUGGUACCACAGCUUCACCUACCCCACUCUUGGUCUCGUCCAUCACCGGGCACGUUCAAGUUAAAUUUUGAUGCGGCGAUGGCUCCUAAUGGUGACGCUGGCUUCGGUCUUGUAGCUCGGAAUUCUCGUGGCGAGGUGUUGGCGUCCGCGUGCUUCCCGCACGGUCCAGUACCAUCUUCUUUGGUAGCAGAGGGGCUCUCUUUCCGUUGGGCUAUCGGUUUGGCUAUGGAGCUUGGAUUCCGGUGCAUAGUGUUUGAGACAGAUUGUCUCCUUCUUUUUGAGGCGUGGAAGCGCCGAGGUGGUUGUUCCAUUGUAGACUCGUUGAUUUUAGAUUGUCGUCGUUUGUCUUCUGGUUUUGAUGUUUUUAAUUUCAGUUUUGUUCGCCGUACUGGCAAUAAUGUCGCUGAUGCUUUAGCUAAGCGUUCUUUACUUUUGGGUAGUUUGGUUUGGAUUGAGGAGAUCCCUCAAGACCUUUAUGGCUUAGUCCAGUCUGAUGUAAUGGCCUGUGAGGCCCCUGUUUCUUCUUAA
Molecule: messenger RNA, 1578 nt
Organism: Lotus japonicus
Lineage: Eukaryota; Viridiplantae; Streptophyta; Magnoliopsida; Fabales; Fabaceae
Exons: 1
Coding region: 1-1578 (525 amino acids)
Molecular function (GO): nucleic acid binding; RNA-DNA hybrid ribonuclease activity
Source: RefSeq, a predicted model, not a curated record